Rotaria socialis is the source of this 1716-nucleotide messenger RNA. The record is from the annotation of a GenBank genome assembly. Lineage: Eukaryota; Metazoa; Rotifera; Eurotatoria; Philodinida; Philodinidae.
AUGUCGAAAAAUAAAAAACGAAAGAGUCAAUCGACAUCAUCAUCAUCUAACAAGAAACCAUCAACAUCACACUCUAUGUCAUUGAAAAACCGUACUUCAUCAAAAAAUACUACGGGAUCUAUCAAUGGUGCGAAAAUUCGUUCACAAUCCACUGUUAAACGAUUACAAAUGUAUCGUGGUGGUAAACCAAAACGGGAUCCAUCAGGCAGAAUCGUUAAAAAAGCACUCUAUCAAGAAAUUCUUCCGUCGGGUACUCAAGCACGUGUUGCACCUAAUCGUCAAUGGUUUAAUAAUAGUCGUGUUGUUACACAAAAUUCAUUACAAAAAUUUCAAGAAGCUUUAUCAAAAACAAUGGCUGAUCCAUAUCAAGUUGUUAUGAAACAAACUCAAUUACCAGUUACAUUAUUAAAUGAAAAGGCUAAACAAAAACGUGUUCAUAUACUUGAUGUAGAACCAUAUGAAACAAUAUUUGGACCUAAAGCACAACGAAAACGGCCAUCGAACAUUCCUGGUGGCGAAGAUAUCGAAGCACUAAUGACUCAUGUUGAACAGAAACAAAGUGAAUAUGAUCAAGAAAAAGAUCUUGAUUUAAUGCGAGAAGACGAUGGAGUUAAACCAGAAACGAUUAAUCCUCUAUUUAAAGCUGGACAAAGUAAACGUAUUUGGAAUGAACUUUAUAAAGUUAUUGAUUCUUCUGAUGUUGUCAUUCAAGUUCUUGAUGCACGAAAUCCUGAGGGUACACGGUGUCGUCAAGUUGAAGCAUAUUUAAAAAAAGAAAAAGCUCAUAAGCAAUUAAUUUUUGUGUUAAAUAAAUGUGAUUUGGUUCCAAUAUGGGUUACGCAACGAUGGGUAGCUAUACUUUCGCGUUGUCAUCCCACACUUGCAUUUCAUGCUAAUAUGACAAAAUCAUUUGGUAAACAAGCACUAAUACAAUUAUUACGACAAUUCUCUCGUUUACAUCAAGAUAAAAAACAAAUUUCAGUUGGCUUCAUAGGGUAUCCAAAUGUUGGUAAAUCAUCUGUGAUUAAUACACUACGAUCAGAGAAAGUGUGCAAGGUGGCGCCUAUUGCUGGUGAAACUAAAGUUUGGCAAUAUAUAACAUUAAUGAAACGCAUAUUUCUUAUUGAUUGUCCUGGUAUUGUUUAUCCAGCUGAUGAUUCUGAAACAGACAUCGUUCUUAAAGGUGUUGUUCGUAUUGAAAAUGUUCCACAACCAGAACAAUAUAUCGAUGACUUAUUAAAACGAGUUAAACAUGAAUAUAUACUUAAAACAUAUUCAAUUGAUGAAUUUUCAACAACUGAAGAAUUUCUAGAAAAACUAGCAAGAAAAAUGGGGAAAUUAUUAAAAGGUGCCGAACCUGAUUUACCCACAGUUGCAAAAAUAGUUUUAAAUGAUUUCCAACGUGGUAAACUACCACAUUAUAUAACACCACCAGAAGAUCCAAAUAGACAAGACAAUGAUGAAACGAAAUCUGAAAAAGAGCCUAUGGAACAACAACAACAACAAGAAGAAGAAAAUAAAGAAGAACUAGAAGAAAAAACGGUGAAAUCAAAACCCAAAAGAGAAACAAACAAACGCAAAAAAACAGGCAGCAAUUUUUAUGAAACUCAUAAUGCUAAAAAUCGCCCAGGAAAACGGCAACAUGAUGAAUCUUUAAAUGGCGAUAUUGAUGAUAGAAAUGGCGGAAAUCAGAAGAAGAAAAUGAAAAAAAGAUAA